Myripristis murdjan (pinecone soldierfish) is the source of this 5524-nucleotide messenger RNA. It is a transcript of the gene nectin3a, whose product is annotated as nectin cell adhesion molecule 3a. Gene Ontology annotation, cellular component: apical junction complex; adherens junction. NCBI's taxonomy places the organism in Eukaryota, Metazoa, Chordata, Actinopteri, Holocentriformes, Holocentridae. The record is from RefSeq and is a predicted model, not a curated record. The transcript has 6 exons. The coding region runs from base 238 to 1986 and encodes 582 amino acids. Gene Ontology annotation, biological process: heterophilic cell-cell adhesion; homophilic cell-cell adhesion.
UGUAGUGUUUGGUUUGAGUGAAAUCCUGCAUGCUCACGUAUAGUUGCCCAUUCAUAAUCUAUAAGUUCUACUACUUCUUCCACAGAUACGGCUUAACAAAAGUAAAAUCCAAAAAAGGUGCUAGUAUUAACGCGCAAUCGAAGAGGAAAAUAACGGUGGUUGCGUGAGCGCGCAAGCGUGCGUGUUUGUUUAUUUGUUGUCCUGCAGAAGUGGUCCGGCCCACGCGGACGGGUUGCUAUGGAGAGCAGUUCCCCGGGAGCGCCACAGAGACUCGCAGAGAGGAGCGCGGAGCCGGAGAGCCCAAACGCACAGGGAAUCAUGGAGAAAAGAUUGCUACUGAAGACGACUUUGUCAUCAAAUGGACUGCGACUCAUAAUAUCGCUUCUCGUCACGUACGGAUUUACCUCAGGUGUGAGCAGUAACCAGGUUUUUGUUCCUGAGAAAGUGAACGCAGUCCUGGGGAAGAACAUCACACUGGGCUGCAGAAUAGAUGUGGGCGCCAACCUCAGCCUCACACAGAGCUCCUGGGAGCGUCGUCUUCCCUCAGGCACCGUCACCUUAGCAGUGUUCCACCCAGAAUUUGGAACCUCCAUCUCUCCAGACUAUGCCAAGCGUGUCGCCUUCGUGUCCCCCUCAAAACACGACGCCACCAUUACUCUUGAAGGAGUCGGCUUUGCAGACAUCGGGUCCUAUACCUGCAAAGUGGCUACUUUUCCUCUGGGCAACACACAAGCAUCGACCAUCGUUAAUGUAUUAGUGGAACCCAAAGUGUACGUGUCAGCGGGUCCAGCGGCUCUGCUGGAAGGAGGGGACGAGUCGCUGGUGGCCACCUGCAUAGCGGAGCGUGGCCGUCCUGCCGCUCAAGUGUCCUGGGAGACGGCGCUGCACGGACACUCUGAGGUGCAGACGCAGGAUGAGCCCAACGGCACCACCACCACCCAUGUGCGCUACAUAUGGCUGCCCGACAGCCACGCCCAGGGACAAACCCUCACAUGUGUGGUGCGCCACCCGGCCCUGCAAACCGAGUUCCGCAUACCAUACACACUCAACGUGCAGUUUGCACCAAUUGUAUCAAUAAUGGGAAAUGACAAAAACUGGUAUGUGGGACAAGAAAACGUGAGGCUCGACUGCGGUGCCAAAGCGAAUCCGCCUGCACAUCACUUCUCCUGGACCAGGAUGGAUGCCCCGAUGCCUGCGGGGGUUGAGAUAGCAAACAGUAGCUUUGUUUUUACUCGACCUUUGGAGCGCAAUGACUCUGGACUGUACAGGUGUGAAGUGAUGAAUGACAUUGGUCUGCGCAGUCAAGAUGUACAGUUCUGGAUCCAAGACCCUCCCCCCACUACAGCUGCCCCCACCACCACUGCAGCCCUCUUCCAGGACACCACUGGCACCAGCACUGUCGUGGACCAGCGCACAGCCCUGUUCACCUCCCCAACCCUGGCCUCCUUGCCUGAGAGCAGCCUGGGCACCAUAGUUGGCGGCGCAGUCGGCGGAGUUCUCUUCCUGCUCCUGUUGCUGAUUCUGGGCGGGGCCUGUUUCAUGCGCCAGCGCAGAACCUUCAGGGGAGACUACUACACCAAGCAGUACCUGGGACCCUCCGACAUGCAAAAGGAGUCUCAGCUGGAUGUCCUGCAGCCGCAUGAGCUACAGGAGGUGUAUGGGGACAAGGGCAGCAAAGGCAGCCAGGAGCUGAAACCCAAACCAGGAGGAGACAUCAUUUACCCGGACUACACCUCUGAACGCAAAGACAGGGAAGACUGGGUAGACCAGGGCGACAUCCACAGGGGUCUCAAGGAGGGCAACUACUACCCUGAGCACUACAACAACACCCAUAACAUGCACCCUUGCGGGCCUCCUGUGCACAGUCCCAUAGUGAACAACGGCUCCCCCUAUCUCCCGGAAGACUGCUAUGACAAUGGUACAGACAGCGACUAUGUGUCUCACAUGGAUGGAUCUGUGAUUUCACGCAGGGAGUGGUAUGUUUGAGGAAGGCAGCGGGAAAAAGGACCUUGCAGUAAUUGACUGAGAAUAAUUUAACAACUUUCAGAUACGAAUAUCAUCAAAAGUUAUAUCAGUUCGGUGAAAGGAUGAAUAAAAAUCUCCUGCUCAGUUUUACAAUGAGCUUUCAAAGGUUAUUGCUCUGCCUUGAUUGUAACCACUUACCUUAAGGACUUGUGUGUGGAUUGUUUCAAUUUUGUAGCAUUUCAAGGAGCUACAAGUAAGCCGGGAUAGCCUCAUUGAUAUUAUCUUUAACCUUAAGAGGCUUUGGCAUACCAUUCAGUUUUAAGAGAUGUGAAAGAGUUUUUGUUUUCUGCUUGUGUACGUAUGCACCUGUCGUAGGACAGACUUUCAGGCCCUUAUUAGAGAAGUCUUUAUAUUCCUGACUGAGCGCUGCGCCCAUAUGUUGCAUUGCCAUGAAACCCUAAAAUUCUGUGGCAUUUUGAAAAUGGACACUUGAUCGCUUACCUGUGUGCAAAUGACCUUUUCAUAAAGGUCAAAUUUUCAUCACGGCUGCGAAGAGCAUUCAAAAUACAAAUAUAUUGCAUGGAUUUUGUAAAACAAAAUGUAUCAUUAAGUGAAAGGGAAAGUUAUUCAAUCAAACAUGAAUAAAAGGGAGAAUUACACAGGAAUUGUACUUAGGGAAAAGCAGGCUGACUGGCGCGAGUACAUUUACAGGAAAGCACUGCCCUUUGGUGAAGAAAUUGAAGUAAUUAUUUUGCUGGCUCAUAAUUCAUCCUUUUGAUUUAAAUAUUCAUGCCAGCUUUUGUAAACAGUAUCAUCUUUCAGUAAAAGUCUGUCUAAUCACCAGACGGUGAAGAGAGCUACAUAACAAAGAGAGAAGUCACUCCCUGUGGAAGUAUUUUUCUUUCAUCUUUUGAUCUUUAACAUUCAUAAAGCUAUAGAUGGGUAUAUAAACUGGAUACAAAAGGGUUGUCUCAAGGUCUAGUAUAAUUGGAAGUGCGAGGUAGCUGGCCAAUCCUGAUCAGAACAAGCAGCGGGCUGAUUUGCUCAUUUUGAAAUGUCUCAAUGCAGCUGCAGUCUUUGACUGAAAGGCGUUAACACCCUUGUUAUAGUUGCAUUUGCCAAAAAACAUCACAGCAAGUCAACCAGGCCUUGUGCUUCUACAGCGAGCUAUGAUAACACACAGAGCAGCACUGAUGCCCUUUCCAUCCUCUGCUUCUGUGUUAUCUGAUGGUUAUCUGUUUCAACUUUGUCUCCAGAAUUAACACAGAUUAUGUUGUAUUAAAUACAGGAUUAACAUAGUAUUUUAUGCUGGUAUAGCAUUUCUGUAAAAUUUUACCAGAUGCGACUGUCAACGCUGUCAUCAUCUGACAUUUUGUGGCCCCCAUGAAGUGAUUUUCACGCACCACCAACGUCUUCACUGCUCCCCUGCCUCAGUCUUUAUUAAUUAUUGUAAGCAGGGAGAAAUGCUGGUUGAAAAAGUGUUCCCACAACACAGAGAGGGAGCGAUUGUGGUCUUUCAGCUCUAGUUGGCAUAAGUGUUAUAAGUAUCAUUAUGUGACUACCUCACAACACAGCUGGAAACAAAGCUGGCAGUUGACAUCACUACUGAUUACAGGGCCAGCUAAAACUGGGGCUUGGCUCCUCAGCAGCUCCUGUGAGGAUACACAGCGAUCAUGGAAAACUAGAAAUGUUAUACCCGACUGAAAGAUUGCUUUAAGAACCAUUUAGUUCUGUCUGUUUUAAUAGCUCCUCUAGGGAAUUUUUUUUUUGUUUCUAAUGCUAACAACAAGCGCUAUGACAUUAAAUUGAAACAAAAGAGUUGACAUCACCAGUGAUCUCAUCUCUCAUUGCUUGAUUUGACCUCACGCUUCCUGCUCAGCCUGUAGCUACUUUUUUUUUUUUUUUUUUUUUUCCUUGAGGAAUGAUACAAGGAUCAAAGUGGCCUCUGCAAAGCCUCACCAUGAAAGGGAAAAUGUCCUUUCUGGAAAGAUCCCCCCGUUUAGUCUGUCAGGGUGUUUGCUGCUAGAGGAGAGAACCAUGUAUGUCUCUCAUAGGGAAAUCUGGAUUGGGGAGGUGGGGUUGCUUAUAGUUUGAGGUUUCUUUCUUUGUUAUUAGGGUUUUACAGAUUGCCGGCACACUUUUUCAUUUGAGCUGCAUUUCUUUUUUUCUUUCUCCGCCAUCAUUUGCCUCCACAGCCCUGUGAGCGCUUUAACUGAGGGUGUCGAUGUCUGAGCAUAAACGACUUUAAUCUCAUUUUCUCACACACACAUACACACACACACACACACAGAUACAUGCAUGCCACUCAUUCACUACAUAGGCCACUCCAGCCCACAUGCAAAGACUAGCCGUCACCUCGAAGCUCUUGCUCAUUUUAAUGAACUUUGAACUUUCCCUCCCCUUCCUGGUGCACUUGAAGUGUUCCUUGUCAGUAUAACUUCAGUGUCUGCAUACACAGGGUGUUUUUUUGUGUGUGUGUGUGUGUGUGUAAUGGUUGAUUCAUAACCGUCAGCCUGUCUCUUAUACUGUAAGUGGACAAACCCACUCUUUGUAAACUGCUUUCUGCGAGACUGCUGUAAAAUGCAUCCAAGGCCAGGGAAAAUUUAGCUUUUCAUCGGGUUUUGCUUAAAUUCUUGAUUGUUUGUUUGUUCAAUAUUUUCUGUUUUACACUUAAACUGAAGUUGUGAAUGUUUUAGUUUUUCCUCUGUCCUUUUUGGAUUUCUUACUUUCUUUUUCUUUUUUUUUUUUUUUACUGUUAUGACCAAUUUUUGGUCAAUCAUCUUCUCAUUACACACAGAUUAAGUUAUUCUCUGCCUACUGCCUUCAUUAUUUCAGAUCACUGACAUCGUAGUGGUAUACAUGUACAUAAUGUUAAUAGGUUAAUGUGUGAUUAGCCAGUUGUCAGCAAAUAUUUGACCGACAUGUUCAUACACAGUAUGUUCUGAAGCCCUCUGCUGAAUAGUUGGUGCCUUAGACGGGCUGAGCAAUGCACAGAAACUUUCUAAAAUAAUUAUUUUAUGGAUUUGUGUAAAGGCUGUUACUGUCAGAGAGGAGGACUGACUGGUCCUUGAUUAUGUCUUCCACCUUGGUAUUUAAGUUUUGUCGUUAUCGAAUAGUCUAUGUUAAAGUUGACUAAAGGUUGAUUGUUAUGCCUUAUACAGAUUCAGAGGACACAUGUAACAGCUCCGUUACAGAGUACCAGAAAAUUGUAAUUAGUUAAGUUUCACUGGGAAUUUUAGGCAGGCCAGAGUCAUUGAAAAUAUUAUUGUCCUGUAAAUAUGCUGGCUGUUUUUUUAUUAUUGAAAAAAAAAAUCUUAUUUUUUUCUAUGAGGUCUGUAAUUUUCAGAGUAUUAGUUUAUCUUACAAGCAUUGAGGAGCUCCUGCCUCAUGGUACACGGUGAGUGCUCUUCCUUUCGCUGCAUUUUAUAUUAGUUCUGAAGAGUUUGUGACUAAUUAUUUUGUAUAUUGUUGUUAAAAUGAUUGAUCUCUCACAGGAAUCAAAAAUGAAAGAGCCGUAGAUUGUAUUUUGUUCCUUUUGUCUGCAAUAAAAGUUCCACCA